AUGACUGAUAAAGAUAUCAAAAUCAAAUCUCUAGAAUCAGAACUAGAAAGUAGACAAACCCAGGUUUUGAAGCUAGAAAAAUAGGUUGCUGCUCUUGAGACUCGAAUCAAUCAGAAUGCAGAUGUCUUAGAAUUAUAGGAAAAGAUCAAAAUGCUGGAGACCUAGAAUAUAAAACUUGUAGAAAAAAACCAGAGUGAUGUAGUGGAGUGGAAAACUAAAGAGAGAGAAUUUAAGCAAUUACUCAAGCAACACCAAGAUGAGCUUGCUUCUAUUAGGAAUGAAUUGGACCUAGCCAAUCAACAGUUGGCCAAUCAGCAACCUCAAGAUGGGAAUGCUCCUGGAUUGGAAUAAACUAUUAGAGAUUUAUAGUUAGACCGUAAUGAUUUGAAAUAAAUCAAUGAGAAGUUAAUACAUAAUGAAAAUUUACUCAAUUUGGAGAAGGAAAAACUAAAGAAUCAAGUAACAGACUUGGAACAAGAUAAGAAAUAGAUGUAGAACACUCUAUAAGAUUUAAAAAAUAAACACAAUAAGGAAUUAGAAACUUUGAGAGAACAAAUUCACCAAUAUCAGAAUGAAAUAUUCCAGAGGGAGAAGAUGCAUGAGGAAUAAAUGAGAAAUCUAGCGAGAUUGGAAUAGCAAAUGGAAAACAAGGCAAAAAACAAUGAGGAGGAAAUUGAUCAAGUCAAAAGAAAAAAGGAUUAAUUGCAAUGUGAAAAUGACAGUCUCAAAAAAGUGAAUGAAAAAUAAAUACAAGAAAUGCAGUAUUUGGAUCAAUAAAUUAAUUGCUACGCUAAACAAGUCUCUGAAAAAGAUAAAUAGUUUUAAGAGUUACAAAAUAAAGUAGACGAAGAGCAUACCAAAGUGGUUAAUUUGCAAAAGAAUAAUGGAGUGCUUUAAGACAAAUUGAAGGAUUUAGAGUUGACUUACGAGGUACAACUAAAAGAUAAGGAGGCAUAGAUUCAAAAGGGAAAGAAAUAAUACGAAGACAGGAUUUCAUAAAUUUAGAAAGAAAAUGCUACCAUUUUAGAGUAAUUACAGUUGGUAAAUGAUUAGAAUAGAGAGUUAUUGGCAAAGCAAAAAGAAUAGGAAAUUCUAUAUAAAGAGAGUUCAAGUAAGCAGCUUGAGAAAGAUAAGAAAUUGGUGGAUGCAUUUGAGAGGAUGAGAAAAUUGGAUUAAGAAGUAAAAGCCUUGAUGAAAUAAAAUCAAUAGUUCAGGGAAUAGGUACUAAUCCUUGAGGGAGAUCUCAGCAAAAGUAAAGAGUAAGUGAGGAUGCUCUAAAGAGAUAAGUCUGAAUUGAAGUAGUAGUUAGAUUUUUUGAUUUCCCAAUAGAAUAAAAAAGGCAGAUUGAGUGAAAUUGACUUGUUGAAGAAGUAGGUCUAAGAAUUGCAAACAGAAUUAACAUUAUUGAGGGAAUCGCACAAAGCAGCUUAGAGUUCAUUGAAAUCUACAAUGGAAUCAACAGGUUACUUAAAGGGGAGAUUGAAAAAGUUAGAUAUUGAGAAUCAAGCAUUACUGGAUUCCAAAUCCAGGUUGGAGACAUUGUUUUAAGAGUUGUUGGAAUCGACGAAAUCGAAAAGGAUGCAAAGGAAUUAAUCUGAAGUGUAGCUGAAUGGAUAUAAGGGGAAAAUGAUAACAGAGAGUAGUUCAACUUAUUUAGAACCAAUGACGGAGAGAUUGACAGCUAAGACUAAUAAUAAUAAGUAGUAGAAGAAUGGAGAUAUUCGUUCCAUUUUUAAACGACCAAUCUAAGUUGUCAGGAUUAGAUCAUCAGGAUAGUAGAAGGAAAUACAGGGUAAACAAGAGAACAAAAGUAAUAAGGUGGAGUAGGAGUAGUUUGUAGAUCAAGUGAAGAAGGAGGAGUCUGAAAUUUUAGAGGAGGAGUCCUAAAUGAAUCAAGGGGAGAAUAAAUAGAAUGAUGAUGAAUUUGAAUAGAUUGACUCUUCCUUUCUUUAAUCUGAUUCAUGA
Messenger RNA from Paramecium tetraurelia, 1965 nucleotides. RefSeq lists its product as uncharacterized. The transcript is spliced from 5 exons. NCBI's taxonomy places the organism in Eukaryota, Ciliophora, Oligohymenophorea, Peniculida, Parameciidae. The record is from RefSeq and is a predicted model, not a curated record.